Molecule: messenger RNA, 2996 nt
Organism: Pteropus alecto (black flying fox)
Lineage: Eukaryota; Metazoa; Chordata; Mammalia; Chiroptera; Pteropodidae
Gene: AFAP1
Product: actin filament associated protein 1
Exons: 14
Coding region: 1099-2937 (612 amino acids)
Cellular component (GO): cytosol
Molecular function (GO): SH3 domain binding; SH2 domain binding
Source: RefSeq, a predicted model, not a curated record
UUCACUGUGCCACCGUGAGACUGGCGUCUGCCGGGCUGCAGAUGAGCAGGUACAAACAGACAGGCAUCUCAGCCAGAGGCUUCGGUGUCUGUUAUUCACACAGGUUUUCCCAGAAGACCGUGGUCCCGAGGUGACUAGUGCUCUCAGAAGCACUUCUUUGUUAGUGCCCGGCUUUUAAAUUCAGGACGAGAACGACACGCCGACACCGGAAGCCUUUUCUUGGACCGUUGGUUUAGUUCCCCUGUCGGUGUUCUGUCGGGCAGGGUGCUACCGUCUCGUGGUGAGCGGGCCAUCUGAGGGCGUGGCCACUGAGGGCGGGAGUCCAGCCAGCCGCCCCUGUGACAGAGGAGGUGGACGGGAAAGGCGCGUGCCCGCCGUGGCCCCGAGGCUGCCGGCUCAGUGACACCCGCACGUGCUCUCCUGUCUCCUGUGGAAACGCCCUCCUCCUGCGCAGGGCCGCCCCCGUGUCCCCGGAUCUGUGCUGCACGGGACCGCGAGUGGUCUGCUCUCUCUGCCCUGGCAGUGCACAGGCGGGGCCGUUUCAGCCAAGCAGGCUCCAUCUCGGGGGGCGCGGGGAAACCCCGCGCCCAGCGUGUGUCCUGAGUGCGCAGAGGGAGGCACCGAGCCCCGGCGGCUGGGCCGGGUGCCCCGGGAAGGCAGGGGCCUUUGCCAGCCCACUCGGGCCCGUUUGCUCGGGCUCCGGAACUGUCCCGACACAGACCGAGGCCAAGUCGAUACGUAUCUGUCAUCCUCUGAAUGAAGAAAGGGACAGAUCUGUAAGGUUAGGAAGUACCGGGUUUGAGAUCUAGAAGUUCAAUAUUUUAAUUUCUCUCUCCAAGAACUGUUUGGGAAAAACACAGUCAGGUAAUUUCUAAGUGUUCACUAUUUCAGAAGAUAUAUUAAUUAAAAAACACAAACUAAAUGGCUUGAUGUGAUUCAAAACUCCGUCGAAUUCCUUUCUUUCUACUAGCAAAGAGCAAGAACUUCUUUCUGACGCGCUGCCUCCCAGUGACGGAGCCGCCGGAGCCGCCGGAGCCUCGUCCCCUCCCGCCCUCCUCCCCGGCCCCGGCAGACUUGCAGGAUUAUGACUCGGAUGCAAUGAGUAGCUCUUAUGAAUCGUACGAUGAAGAGGAGGAGGAUGGAAAGGGGAAGAAAACGCGACACCAGUGGCCCUCGGAGGAGGCCUCCAUGGACCUGGUGAAGGACGCCAAGAUCUGUGCCUUCCUGCUGCGGAAGAAACGCUUCGGGCAGUGGACCAAGUUACUCUGCGUCAUCAAAGACACCAAACUACUGUGCUAUAAAAGUUCCAAGGACCAGCAGCCUCAGAUGGAGCUGCCGCUGCAGGGCUGCAGCGUCACCUACCUCCCGAAGGACAGCAAGAAGAAGCAGCACGAGCUGAGAAUCACGCAGCAGGGCACGGACCCCCUUGUCCUCGCCGUCCAGAGCAAGGAGCAGGCCGAGCAGUGGCUGAAGGUGAUCAGAGAGGUCUACAGCGGCUGCAGUGGGCCGGUGGAUUCAGAGUUCCCGCCCCCGUCCAGCUCCCCAGUGCACAAGGCGGAACUGGAGAAGAAACUGUCCUCGGAGCGCCCAAGCUCAGAUGGAGAGGGCGUCACGGAAAAUGGAGUCGCCGUGUGUAACGGAAAAGAACAGGUUAAGAGGAAAAAAAGUUCCAAAUCAGAGAGCAAGGGAACCGUGUCUAAAGUCACCGGGAAGAAAAUCACCAAGAUCAUCGGUCUGGGAAAAAAAAAGCCGUCGACAGACGAGCAGACCUCCUCAGCCGAGGAGGACGUCCCCACCUGCGGCUACCUGAACGUGCUGUCCAACAGCCGCUGGCGUGAGCGCUGGUGCAGAGUCCGGGGUAACAAGCUGGUUCUCCACAAGGACAGGACCGACCUGAAGACCCACAUCGCCUCCAUUCCCCUCCGAGGCUGCGAGGUGAUCCCCGGGUUGGAUUCCAGACACCCACUGACGUUCCGACUGCUUCGCAACGGACAGGAGGUGGCCGUGCUGGAGGCGGCGUCUUCGGAGGACAUGGGCAGAUGGAUCGGUAUUUUGCUGGCCGAGACGGGGUCCUCGGCAGACCCCGGGGCGCUGCACUAUGAUUACAUAGACGUGGAGCUGUCCGCGAACGUCAUCCAGACAGCCAAGCAGGCCUUCUGCUUCAUGAACAGGCGAGUCAUAUCUGCGAACCCCUACCUCGGGGGGGCCUCCAACGGCUACGCCCACCCCAGUGGGACAGCGCUGCACUAUGACGACGUCCCCUGUGUGAACGGCUCGUUGAAGGGUAAAAAGCCCCCAGUAGCAUCCAAUGGGGUCGCAGGAAAAGGGAAGCCUCUGAACAGUCAGCAAAAAAAAGCUGAUUCGGCCGCCAGCGUGAAGCGUACACCUUCAAAUGCCGACCAGUACAAAUACGGCAAGAACCGGGUGGAAGCCGACGCCAAGCGGCUGCAGACCAAGGAAGACGAGCUGCUGAGGAGGAAGGAGGCCCUGCGCAACAGGCUGGCCCAGCUGCGGAAGGAGAGGAGGGACCUGAGGGCCGCCAUCGAGGUGAACGCUGGCAGGAAGACCCAGCUGAUCCUGGAGGAGAAGCUGAGGACGCUGGAGGAGGAGUGUAAGCAGAAGGAGGCGGAGCGCGUCAACCUGGAGCUGGAGCUGACGGAGGUCAAGGAGAGCCUGCGGAAAGCCCUGGCCGGCGGGGUCACCCUGGGACUGGCCAUCGAGCCCCGGUCGGGGACCUCGAGUCCACAGUCCCCAGUUUUCAAGCAUCGGACUCUGGAGAACUCGCCCAUGUCCAGCUGUGAGACCAGUGACGCUGAGGGCCCCGUGCCCGUGAACAGCGCGGCCAUCCUGAAGAAGAGCCAGCCGGCCGGCAGCUCCCCCUGCCGGGGACACGUGCUCCGGAAGGCCAAGGAGUGGGAGCUGAAGAACGGGACAUAGAGGCGAGAGACGCGCCCCGGCCCGAGCAGGCGUCGCCGUCCGUCCGCGUCCGCAUGCCG